Salpingoeca rosetta is the source of this 1143-nucleotide messenger RNA. RefSeq names its product deoxyhypusine hydroxylase. The transcript is spliced from 11 exons. Gene Ontology annotation, biological process: peptidyl-hypusine biosynthetic process. The record is from RefSeq and is a predicted model, not a curated record. Gene Ontology annotation, molecular function: deoxyhypusine monooxygenase activity. The coding region runs from base 4 to 906 and encodes 300 amino acids. Lineage: Eukaryota; Choanoflagellata; Craspedida; Salpingoecidae.
AGCAUGAGUCCAGAAGAGCAGGCAAACCUCAUCGAAGCCGAGGGCAAGAUCCUCGUGGACGUCAAGGCGCCCUUGAAGGACCGCUUCCGCGCCCUGUUUGCCCUCCGCAACCUCGGCGGUCAGCGCUCCAUCGAGCUCAUCAACCAAUGCUUUGAGGACGAGUCUGCGCUGCUGAAGCACGAGUGCGCAUAUUGCCUCGGGCAGAUGCAGGACGACGUGGCACUGCCAUAUCUGUCCAAAGUGCUGGAGGACGAGCAGCAGGAUGUGAUGGUGCGACACGAAGCGGCCGAGGCACUUGGAGCGAUUGGCAACCCAGCGUCACUCGACCUCCUCCUCGAAUACACCGAUGCGCCCCAGCCCGAGAUCUCAGAGACGUGCCAGAUUGCGGCCGAUCGCAUUCGGUUCCAGCAGCAGAAGAACGAGGCGCCCACAGCAGACGCCAAGUUUCUGUCUGUUGAUCCUGCACCCGCAGCGCCGGAAGACACACCCAUCCCAGACCUCAGGGCCACGCUCCUCGACACAUCCAAGCCGCUCUUUGAGCGAUACAGGGCGCUGUUUGCGCUGCGCAAUAUUGGCAGUGAGGAUGCUGUUAAGGCGAUUGUCGACGGAUUUCAAGACAAGAGCGCCCUCUUCAGACAUGAACUCGGGUAUGUGUUGGGCCAGUUGCAGCACCCGGCCGCCAUCGAGGGCCUCAAGGCGCGGCUUGAGGACGGUGCCGAAAACUACAUGGUGCGACACGAGUGCGCAGAGGCGCUCGGAUCCAUCGCACACGACAAGUGCCUGCCUGUGCUUAAGGCGUUUGCCGGUGACUCGUCACGCGUAGUCCGUGAGUCCUGCAUCGUCGCCCUCGACAUGCACGAGCAUGAGACGUCUGGCGAAUUCCAGUAUGCGUCAGCAGCAAAGUAGUCAGCCCAGGCACCAAAGAAUCAUGCUUGCAGACAAUAUACCCUUGCUUGCAAGCACUUGAUCACAUCUUGCCUAUCCUUCACACUCUUUUGCAUGAUGUUGCACAGUGUCGUGCGCACCUGCUUGAUGUUGUGUGUUCCUGUUGCACUCGCGACCCCUCUCUAAUGUCUUUCUUCCCUCUCUAAGUUCGUCUCUUCGUCCAAUGACACACAUACACAGUGCGUUCUCAAGGCUCAC